CUCUUGCUAACAGCAGACCUCUCACACUCUCACAGGUGUUAGCAUCCCUUUAUAUCGAGGACACCGAGCCAAACCUGUACAUUGAAGAUGGUUGCAUUGUCGCUUAUGAGCGUGUGGGGGUUGCUGUGCCUCUGCACCACUGUCCAUGGCAUGGGCAGCAAUAUCGACCUAUUGGCACAAACAGCAAUCAACCUCCCGAGCACCCUGAGCUGUGGUGUGAACUGGGGGUGCGAUUGUGCAUUCAGGCAGAAGGACUGCUGUUGUGGGGCCAAGCAGUUCACGGCCCUGGAAGACAGCGUCUACACCAGGCUGGUGGCAUUGAGGAUGGAGCUCCACGACGUUGAAAUGCAAACAGAGGCCCUCACAAAAAACACCCACAUCGCCUUUUCAGCCAGCAUGGCUGCAAGAUCCGGUUCUUUUGGUCCUUUCACCACAAAUGUUCCCAUUCCCUACACCUUAAUUGCUACUAACGAUGGAAACGGAUAUAACCCUGCUCUGGGCAUCUUCACCGCGCCUCGUGCGGGGGUAUACUCCUUCGCCUACACUGUGUACUCCAGCGUCGGUACCACGGGGGCGCGCCUCUACCAUAAUAUCCAACUGAUGUUGAACGGAGAGGUCGUGGCGUCCACGUGGGAGGACAACCGCGAGGACACGGAGGACAGCGGGUCCCAGGUGGUGGUGUUGCAGAUGAGGAGAGGCUGCCAGGUUUACAUGGAGAUGGUGUCCGGGAGAAGCCUCGCUGGAAACACUAGAAAUGCUUAUAACCAUUUCUCCGGCUACCUCGUGUACCCUGACGAUGAAGAUUAGCCACGCUAGCUGAAGAUCU
Messenger RNA from Gadus chalcogrammus (walleye pollock), 826 nucleotides. RefSeq names its product cerebellin-1-like. The record is from RefSeq and is a predicted model, not a curated record. Bases 88 to 807 code for a protein of 239 amino acids. The transcript has 7 exons. Lineage: Eukaryota; Metazoa; Chordata; Actinopteri; Gadiformes; Gadidae. Gene Ontology annotation, molecular function: protein binding.